Messenger RNA from Jaculus jaculus (lesser Egyptian jerboa), 2774 nucleotides. It is a transcript of the gene Mab21l4, whose product is annotated as mab-21 like 4. Bases 174 to 1517 code for a protein of 447 amino acids. Lineage: Eukaryota; Metazoa; Chordata; Mammalia; Rodentia; Dipodidae. The transcript has 6 exons. The record is from RefSeq and is a predicted model, not a curated record.
GAGGCGGUAGGCAGGGCCCAGGCAGGUAUGGAGGGGCCUGUAGGGUGAGGCUUUCCAGCCGUGAGGCGGAGCCAGAGAUUGCUUCCCCCAGAAACAGCAAUUCCAGCUCUCUUCCAGCCAACAGCGGUCCCCAAGGACCACCAGCCCUGGCCCUGCCACCUGCUGCUCAGCGGAUGUCUGCACCCUAUGUCCGGGGCCCUGCCAUGGCUGAGCAGGUGCCUCUGUGGCACCACUACCUGCUAGCCAUCCAGUCGCGGGAAGCACCCCGAGUCCAGGACUACCAGCAAGCAGAGAAUGUGCUGCUCACGGUGCUGGAGCAAGUGCAUGCCCUGGACCCUCGUUUCCUUGUGGACUACUCCCGGGAUGUACAGGCCUUCCAGUUUGCCCUGCGCUCCUCAGAGGACCCACUAGAUGUAGAGGUGCCCCUGCGAGUGGACACCAGGGACCUCCUGAUCGAGGAGACAGAGGCCACCAAGCCGGGGGAUGGCCCUGCACUCUGCCGCCUGGGUGUCCCCAAGGAAGCAGCUGGUCUGGAGCGUUGGAUGACUGAUGACAUCUUCAGUGCCUCCGCAGAGGACAAUGACAAGUGUUGCGGCCACAUUGCUCCCAGCAAGGUCCUGUGUGUCCUCAAAGACCUCCUGGUGGCGGCCAUUGUGCACUGCAGGCAUCACAGCCUCAUCCCGCCAGGUUCACUGAAUGCAGCCAGUCUGAAGGAGGGGCAGCUGCGCUUGUCCUUGUUGGUGUCCAGUGGCUGGAGAAAGAUCCACUUCAAUGUUGUGCCUGUGGUGAGGAGGAAGCACAAGAUACCUGUCCUAGAGGGGGCCCACUUGACACCCGGAUUUCCUAAGAUCGCCUUGAGAAAGAUUGCCAGCCAUGGGGUGGACCUCGUACCUUCCAGCAACCAACACUGGAGGACCUCCACUGGCUACCUGCUUAGCCAACUGCUUGGUGCCCUGGGCUCCCUCCCCGGCCACCGCCUGGACAGUCUCUCAGUCCUUGACCGAGUGAACCUGGAGAGCUGGAGGGGUGGUGGCCAGAACCCUGGCCUGACUUUUGACCACCUGAAGACGGCGCUGCUCUGGGCCUCUGCGCUUUUCCCAGCGCCCGAGGACUGGGCAGAGCUGCAGGGCGCAGUGUACCGCCUGCUGGUGGUGCUGCUGUGCUGCCUGGCCACCCGGAACCUGCCCCACUUCCUCCAUCCGGAGCACAACCUGCUGCAGAACAGUGAGCUGGACCUCGGGGACAUCUACCAGCGCGUGGAGCACUUUGCCAGCCAGCCUGAGGCAUCUCUGCUCAUCCAUGUCACGCACCUGGGUCGUACCCGCCCACCCCGAAUAGACAAUGGGGUUAAGGCGCUCCUGCAGCUGCCUGCCAGUGACCCUACGUACUGGACCACUGCGUAUUUUGAUGUCCUGCUGGACAAGUUCCAAGUCUUCAACAUCCAGGAUAAGGACCGUAUCACAGCCAUGCAGAGCAUCUUCCAGAAGACCAAGACCCUGGACGGCGAGCGGAACUAGUUGCAUUGCCCAGUCUCUGCAAACUUGCAGGAGGUUCCUGGGACUUUUGGAGAAGGAGAAGCUUCUUGAUGAGGGGGUCAUGCAGGGGCUUUGUGCCCAGGGACUUUGGUCCAAGGGCCAUCUGGGAGUCUGAGUGCCAUGCAAUGGGGACAUGAGGCAGUUGCCAUGUCCUACCUGAAGGCCUGAGAUGGAGGGGUCAUGUACUUCACAGGACACACAUUAAUCCAUCUCUGACAUUGUUAGCAAAGUGGGGUGUGGGCCUGAGCCUGGAGAACAGGUGCUUGUCCCUGUCAGCUCUGCACACCUCUCCUUGGGGAUGAAGUUCCAUGUACCCAGUGCUGAACAAACUACCGCUUCAGUACGUCCAGUGCAGAGGGUUCCCACUUUCUGAAUCUGUCAGUGGAAAUAUAGGAACCUAAAGGUCUAAGAGGCCCAUGUGAUGGAUGAUUUCCAACCUUCUCCAUUCUCAGACAGUGUCCCCUAUGCCAGGUGUGCCUACUCCCUAGUUCAGGGAGCGAUGACCCUCAGCUUCUCCUGCCAGCCCGCACUGGCCGACUGCUCCCAUCACUCCAGAGGUGCCUCCUGGGCUAGACCAGGCGUCCUGUUCUGGAACCUGAUGUUCCCUCUCCUACUAUCCUGUCCCCACAGACCCUCUCUUGUGCCUGCCUGCAGCCAGGGACAUCUAUUUUCUAUCAUCUAUCCUUUGUGCUCAGUGGCUUUAGCUCCUCAAGCUUUUAGGGAGGGAACCUGUAGUCCUACAUGUGUGCAGGCCACACAACUCUGAGUAUCCUCCAAGGUCCAAUGGCAUGAGUCAGAGCAAUCACACAAUGAAAGCAAGUGCCCAGGACCUCUGAAAGCUAUAGGAUCAGUACUUGAGCUGACACCAACAACCCUGAGUGAGAACCACAGCUCGGUCCCUAUGUGAUUCAUACCAGACUCAGGCCUACCUAGGUUACCACCUUGCUGUAGAGUGUGAAUCAGGAUAGGAGAAAUAAGAACUGUGACCAGAGGAAAGGUCAAAAGAACAGUGUGAAAUCAUUCUAGUCCACAGCUCUCUCAAACAUAUCACAUCAGGAACAGUAGGAGAAUGUGGUGCUUCUUUAAUGACUAGCUUGGUGAGAUGGCCCCAGCAGGAACCCAGUGUACUAUGGUGAGUGUCAGGCUUACACAACGAAGCCCACAGGAACUAUGAUAGACAUAAUCUGCUAUAGACCAGGAUGCCGGGGCUUCAGGAGCUUACUCUGUGGGCAUAGACCU